Synchiropus splendidus (mandarinfish) is the source of this 950-nucleotide messenger RNA. RefSeq names its product ADP-ribosyl cyclase/cyclic ADP-ribose hydrolase 1. NCBI's taxonomy places the organism in Eukaryota, Metazoa, Chordata, Actinopteri, Syngnathiformes, Callionymidae. The transcript has 9 exons. Gene Ontology annotation, molecular function: NAD+ nucleosidase activity; phosphorus-oxygen lyase activity. The record is from RefSeq and is a predicted model, not a curated record. Bases 88 to 933 code for a protein of 281 amino acids. Gene Ontology annotation, biological process: positive regulation of B cell proliferation. Gene Ontology annotation, cellular component: plasma membrane.
CUGGAAAAAUGGAGAGCCUGAUAUGUGAUUGGGGCUUGUGACAAAAUAGCAAAGACUGAGGUCUUUUUUGUGGCAGCGACCACCAUCAUGAACAUCCUGGCAGCAUCUACGUCCACCACGCUGGUCACUCUGACCUUCUGGACUCUGGUGUUCCUGAUCCGACCCGCGACACUGAGAGCCCAAGAGGGAACCACAGCCAACAUCAAGCACAUCGUCCUGGGACGGUGCCACAGCUACAUGAACUUUGUCAAUCCCACCAUGAGUUUUGAUUGUGAGGAAAUCUGGCGACACUUUGAGGUCGCGGUGGCUCAGCGGUCGCCCUGUAACAUCACGGUGGAGCACUAUCAUCACAUGUUUCUUGCCAUGCCUCAAACCUGGCCGUGUGACCGGUUUCUCUUCUGGAGUCGAACCAGAAGGCUGAUGCGCAGCUACGCCACGGUUCUGGGUCACUUCUGGACGCUGGAGGACACACUGGCCGGCUACCUCUUCAAUGACCUCGUGUGGUGCGGACGCCACGGUGACUUGGGGUUUGAUUUCAGCUCCUGUCCUCAGUGGUCAGCCUGUCCCCAUCACCCCGUGUUUUCCUUGUGGAGGCAGGCGUCCCAAAAUUUCGCAGAAGUGGCCUGUGGGAACAUCACCGUGCUUCUGAACGGCUCCAUCGGCGAGGCGUUUGACCGCCACAGUAUUUUCGGAAGUGUGGAACUGGACAGUCUCAAUCCUGAGAGGGUGAAUUAUGUCAACAUCAAGGUGGCGUCCAACCUCGGAGGACCGUCUGUAGAGUCCUGCGAACAAGGCUCCAUCGCAGACUUAAUCCAAAUCCUGAAGUUUCGGGGGUUCCGCUGGACCUGCACUGACAAUGACCCGUCCUUGGUGAUCCUGCAGUGCGUUCAAGAACCCACUCACCCGGCCUGUCGGAUGUGUGGUCUCAACUGAGUCUUCACACUUUUUGG